UCCCCAUCUCCAACAACACUAAUAUCCUAAAUUAAAAUUAAAAUAUUGUUUCCUCGCUGGACUGCGGGGAAUUACUUAAUAAGAAAAUCAAAAUAAAAAGUAUGGGAAAAUCUGAAGAUCGCCGCUCAAAGCGGAGUAAACGACAAAAACCCGCACGGUUUGCCUCGCCCACAGAGUCCCCGCCAUCACCGACACAAGCAAUCUGUGUUCCAGAGCCAAUUGAAAUGGCAACAACGCAGGCAGCUGCACAAAUACCAGUAAAACCUACAGUGACAACCCCAUCGGUGUAUACUAACAAGGCUAAUGAACGGACACGACCUGCGUCCAGUACGAAAUCUUUGCCGGGGAUCUCAACGCCACCAAGCAAUUCCACGAAGAAGGUUAGAAAACGCCGUAACUCUGAUACUUCAAGCGAUGAGGAGCGAUGGUUAAAUGCCAUCGAAACUGGCAAACUUGAAGACGUCGAUGAUGAGUUGAAAAAGAUAAAAGAUCCCAAACUAAUGACAGCACGCCAACGUGCCAUGUAUGAACGGACGCAGGAUGCCGAGCCUGCAUUGGCGGGAUUUGUGGAAGAGCUUAUCGCACUUCCAAGUGGGUAUAGGGAGAAGGAAAAACCUCAGACGGCCGAGGAGAUUCAAAAGGCUGCGCUAAAGUCGCAAAAGCGCAAACAACAAGCCGAUGAACGUAGGGAGAAAGACAAGCAAAAGACGAUGGAACGCCUGCUAAAGAAGCAAGAAAGUGGCAAGCAGCGCUCAGCAGCAGCACGUAAUAAACAAAAUCAAAAACUCACACGUCCAUCGCUUACGUACAUAAAUUCUUUGGAUGGUGUUUACAUAAUAGUGCCACCAGGACAAGAGUUUCCAAUACAAGCACAAUCCGCCAUCAAACCGCCGCCCCGUCAGCUGUGUGGUAUCCCAGGCUGCACCAACCGCAAAGUCUACAGUUGCUCCAAAACGAAUAUGCCGCUGUGUAGUUUAGCGUGUUAUCGAAAGAAUCUUGCUGUUAUUUAAAAAUCGUAGGGUCAGCCAAUUUAAUAAAAAUAAAUGUUAUUUUAUUGGUUCAUUAGGAAA
Molecule: messenger RNA, 1070 nt
Organism: Drosophila virilis
Lineage: Eukaryota; Metazoa; Arthropoda; Insecta; Diptera; Drosophilidae
Product: INO80 complex subunit B
Biological process (GO): chromatin remodeling
Cellular component (GO): Ino80 complex
Source: RefSeq, a predicted model, not a curated record